CACUAUAUAUAUCCGUGGCUAACACUAGAGCCGUCGCAUAUAUCAUAUAUUUGCCAGCGCAGAGCUGUGUUUUAUUCCCCAGUGUGUGGUGGCUGCCCUGAAAACACUGUGUAAUUACUGCUUCAUUAAGCGGAGCGCCCCAGAGGAAAGAGCGAUAACCCUUAGGCCGUUGGACGCUGUACUGGAGGUGAUUAUUCUACACACACCAGCCCAUACAAGAAUGUUCAAUUAAAAACGUUUAUUAAGUGUCACGUGACUGAUGACAAAUCUAGCGCAUUUUUACUAUUGAACGUGUCUGGGUGUAGCGCAUUCCCACGAUCAUCGGCAGAGACGUUGGACAGUGUGUGUACGACCUGUGCUCCUUAAACGUUGGCGCGAAACACAAGAAUCCAACAAGAUGGGUUUGAACACAGCUUCACAGUUCCUGAAGAUAGCGGUGGUAUUGUCAUUGUUGGCUGCCAUCUUUCACGCAGUAGGAUUCGCCACCAACUCCUGGAGAGUGACAUGGACGUCCCACCAAGGCCUGUGGGAAACAUGUGUUGGCGAUCUCUGUGGAAAAUUCGACACACGGGAUAGUAAAUUCUUGGCCGUUCGUGCAAUGGAAACUAUCGGCUUGAUCAUGGUCUUAGCCGUCCUGCUCGUGGGUAUAGUUUUCCUCUGCGUCGACAACAUGCGCAGAAGGUCCAUCCGGAGCUUCCUCAUUUUAGGUUCGCUCUUGGGAGUCGUGGCCAUCACCAUCGGGCUCAUUAUUUACGGAGUGGAUUACAUCCAAAAUUGUGGACUAUCAUGUAAAGUCGGCUACUCGAUGGCAUUAACUAUUGUUGGAGGCAUCCUAGAAUUGGGUGCUGGCGUCACGUUUGCAUUGGAUCGGCCAAGAUAAAUGGAUUCGCCCAAGGCCGCUCUGCAAAUGGAUUCGUCCAAGAGCGCUCUGCAAAUACUCAUCCUACACACUGACUCUACAGACUGUGAAUAAGCCGCAUAGAGUGCGCAUGACCGGAAUGUCUUCGCGGCGGGACAAACAAACCCACGUGACCAUUGUACAGCCCUCAGCGGUCGCAUUCAAGUUCGAAAAUUUUCUGUCAGUUGGACGCCUGAAAUUUUACUUAAACUAUAUAGUUUUAAGUCGAAAAUAUGAAAAAUUCACAUGAAAAAGCCCUGGAGCUAAGCUGAACUCUGGACUGUCGCCGUAGUUUGUAAAGCUGUAAUACAGGCAUGAAAGGCCACGUGCUUUUAUUUGUCUUCCGCGCGACACGUUCUGCGCAGGCGUAUACCGAUGCGUGUUAAAACUGCUGUCUGGCUUAGAAAGAUAAUACUGAUUUUCUGCACUGUACAUGUAUAAAGGCAAGCAUUCCACUGACGUUCAUUUCACUUCGGAUUGUGUUUUUAUAUAUCAGUAAAUAACACAGAACAAAGGCAUAUCUGUAAUUAAAAUAUAGGCCUAUACAUGCAUAUUAUAUUAUGUACCAUAAACCGAGGUUUAUGAAUAAAAUUAGAAUAUCGCACCCUCUGAGAAAAAAUAGUUUCGUCACGAAGCAGUUGGUGCGAAAAGUUGCCAGAAAGUUCGUAAAGAACGUAUUUGCUCAUACCCUAUGUCUAUUUCUUUUGUGUCAAUCUAAUAAAAACGUAGCAGUUUUUAGGUGCCAUUUUUCUAUAGUGCUUUUGCUGAAAGAAGUGAAUUCAUAUGUGAGAAAUUCAUUAUCCCGUUCACGCGGGGAAAAUUGUGAAUAAACUCAAGUCUUGACUCUUAACUCUAACAGACGACUGCGAUCGCAAAUCGUCUUUAGUGAUGUAGUUAAACCCCACGAUUAAGCUCUCUGAUGUCACGCAGCGAGCAGAGGCGAAUGAACCCGUCAAAGUGUCCCUAUAACCGAAGUUUAGAAUCUCAUUUACAUCGGUUUACACUCAAAACAUUAAUCUGUUAAUUUUAACAGAUAGUCUGUUGUCUAAAUGAUGCUAGAAUGUAUUCUGUUAUUAAAACAUAACAUUCUGUCAUAUUCAACAUAAUGUCUUCUGCUAAAUUAAUCGAAUAUGUGUAUUAUAUUUAACGGAACAAUCUGCUGCAACACCAGAAUACAUCCCAGCAUCACUCAGACAACAGACUUUCUGUUAAAAUUUACAGAUUAAUUUUUUGAGUGUGGCUACCACUGCUGUGACCCAUAUACUCACCAGCAAUGCGGCGAUAAAUUGAAGACCACAUCUUUGAUUAAACUUGCUAAAGUUCGCUUGUGUGGCGACCACUGGAACAAAAGUUAAGAGUAACUUAUCCACAUUAUCUAAGCUUGUUUAAGUGUCAUUCUUAAAACGUUAGACCUACUCAAAGUCAUCCUCAUACUCAUUGUUUAACAAGUUUAGCUGUUCUUCGUGUGAACCAGGCAACACUCUUUGAUAUUUACAAUGCCCGCGAAACUGGUCAUGACCGUUAUUAUUGUUUUUUAAUCUUUUGCUUUGUUUUUGUGUUUUGUAAAAACAUAGAUCUACUGUGUUCUUUUUUAUGGAAGAAAAAAAGUUGACGAAAAAGUACAAAAAAAAAAAUUAAAGCUGUGUACAUAUUUGUUUAGUACUAGCACAUAAAAUGAAAUAUUUACAAAGUAGUAAGUCCAGCAUAGUAUCACAUAGUAAAGUACGAGAUGUACUUCAAUCUCAUGUUUGUUUUACCGUUUUAUACUUAUGCAUAAAAGCGGACAUCGUUGUCAUUUGGAGCAACCAAUCUGACAGUUUGGUUUAAGAAGUUCAAGUGGGGAAUUUAUGAAUAGACAAAUGGGAAUUUUGCCCUUUUGCGUGGUCAACGUUUUUACCCUCUUCAAGCUGUUAAUGAUAUACAGAAGCAAGCAUAAUAUAUCUUUAACCCCCAAAACACUCAUUUAUUAAUUUUAAAUAAAAUACUGAUAAAAUAUA
Molecule: messenger RNA, 2895 nt
Organism: Liolophura sinensis
Lineage: Eukaryota; Metazoa; Mollusca; Polyplacophora; Chitonida; Chitonidae
Product: claudin domain-containing protein 2-like
Exons: 4
Coding region: 398-880 (160 amino acids)
Cellular component (GO): plasma membrane
Source: RefSeq, a predicted model, not a curated record